Aspergillus udagawae is the source of this 666-nucleotide messenger RNA. RefSeq lists its product as uncharacterized. The coding region runs from base 1 to 666 and encodes 221 amino acids. Lineage: Eukaryota; Fungi; Ascomycota; Eurotiomycetes; Eurotiales; Aspergillaceae. The record is from RefSeq and is a predicted model, not a curated record. The transcript has a single exon.
AUGUUUCUCCAAAAAGAGGUCUAUCGCCUCGGGUCAGAACCUGGACUCCGAUCCCUUCCUCCUGGCCCGGAACGCGAUUUCCUCACCCUCACCUGGGGUCCCAUCGUGUAUCGCACGACAUAUGCGCCAGACUCACAGCGGCUGAUACCAAUAUUCCUCCGAGCACUCAACGAAGAAAUUCAGAAAGCCCUCUCGAGAUGUCUACCAGGAAGCCCGGAACAGAUCCGUCUCCUCGAAACAACAUACGCCUCGAAAGUGUUCAACUCUCAGGAGGAAUACCACGGCGUUGAUGAGGAGACUGUCCAGGAAGCCUUUCAUGAUUGGAAGGUAGCUCUAGCGUUGCCAGCGAUAGAACUCCCUGUCCGAUUGCGGAUGUGCUUGAUGAUAGAUGAUGGAGUGCUGUCGCAUCUCGCAACGACCGUAGAUAUGUCGUCCAUGGUGGAGAAGGACGCGGACUACUCCAGUUGCCCGGUCAAGGUCAUAGAGGAGAACUUUCCUGAUUUACACCGUCGUGACUCGAAGCCAGCAAAAGAAGAUUAUCCUGGCUGGACAAAAGUGGCAUUGUCGGCACUCGUGGAGGUAUAUGACGGUCUGCGACGGGGAAGAAGUCUGGCAGACUAUCAUAAAUCUGGUCAGGUCUACUUGGGUAACGGUAACUGGAGUUAG